Miscanthus lutarioriparius is the source of this 744-nucleotide messenger RNA. The record is from the annotation of a GenBank genome assembly. NCBI's taxonomy places the organism in Eukaryota, Viridiplantae, Streptophyta, Magnoliopsida, Poales, Poaceae.
AUGGAUGAGAUCAGGACUGGUCUCAUGGGUGGAACUGGAACUGGAACUGGAACUGGAACUGGAAAAGACGACUCUGCUUCAGCAUCACCCGACGUUCACAAGCUCACCCGGUCCGUGAUCAGCUGCAUCAACCUGCUAGACAAAAACUACGUCCUGCUCAGUCGCAUUGCAUACGAAGCAGCUCAACUUGGUAGCUACCUGCCUGAGAUCCUCGGAGUCGCCCCUCUGACCAGCCUCAUGACGGAGAUGUUCUCCCGUCUGGAAGAGAAGCUCGUCAGCAUGUCCCACUCGUCGUUCCAGUUCCAGUUCCAGUCCCAAUGCGACAGCCUUGGCAUCCUAUUCCUGAUCAACAAUUCGCACUUCAUCUGGCAGCAGCUCCAUCCCAUGUUCGAUAUGGCCUUCCCCAUGGCUGUCCUCAACCGCAAGAUCGACGACUACAUACAGAGCUACCUGCAGGUGUCCUGGGGCCCGGUGCUCUCAUGCUUGUACUAUGAUCCGGGACCCCUGCGCCGGGGAAGGUACUCCUCCGCACUGCCUCUGUUCGAGUUUGAGUUCCACAAAGUGUACAGGACCCAGAGGUUCUGGAAGGUUCCAGACCCUGAGCUCAGGGGAAGGCUGCGGAAAGCUAUCACCAAUAAGGUCACUUCAGGCUUGAAGAAAUUCUUGGAGGAUAAGAACGUGACCACGCCGAGAAUCACCCCUCAGGAGCUGGAGGACAUGUUGCAGGAGCUGUUUGAAGGAUGA